CGAAAAUUAAAAAGCUCAAAACCCAAAAUAUUGAUUGAUUGAUUGAAAAUACGCUGCAAAUGUAAAUUAUUUUUUUCUAAAAAUUAACAAAUAGCUGAAUAAAAUGCGUCGAAAUAAUUUUUAGUUAACACGUCACUUAAGUGCUGGUCUUGUUUUUGUUGGUGUUGGUUCUUUGAGUGAUACGAAAUGGUGAUUCAAAAGAGUUGGAGUAACGUAGAAGUGACGCCUCAAAAUACGCCUGAUAAUUCGGCUAGCAGUUCAUGGAAUUUUCAGGCUCCGACCAAAACGCUAAUUGUACGUGCUAGCGACACAAGCGCAGCGAACAUGCAGAAACAGCCAAUAACACGGCAAAUUGCCAUCAACACACUUGCUGCUAUGCACCGACGAUUCAGCCUUCCCGGUCCGGUUCAACCUCAUUCAAGGCCAAUAGCAGAGUUCCGGGCGAGUGCUAACAAGUCCCUGGACAUGUUAAGACAGACCAUACAGUCAGCCGUCACGAGAGAAAUUGAUCAAGUCAUCAAAAAGUACCUGGAGAAAUUCUUUGUUCCUGCGGUUAACAAUAUAAGGCUGAAUUUGGGAGAUGAAUCAGUGAGUGAAGAUCAGGUGCGAGCAGUAUGCCGAGCUAUGUUGGACGCAACGCGACUCCUGUACACAACGCCGCCAAAACCUACCCCGUCACCUCAAGAACACAGUGAUUCUGAAUCCAACAAUAGCACAGACACCAAAUUCACCAAGCAGUUGCAGAGUCCAUCCCAAAAGCGCAAAGAAGUGGAACUAGAUACCGAUUUGGGCUUCAGACGCAAGAAAAUAAAGCAAGAAGACAAUUCAGACAGCGCUUCUUCGUCCCCUCUGCCGUCGCCAGCCCUAAGAGACCCGGAGAAGUGGAAUCCUUCAAGACUCACCCAAGACACAUUGUUCAUUAUGGGGUCUCAUGCACAUAAAGUCCUGGGACUGGGUAACUCGCGCGGGCGCUUGUACACCAGGCACGCCGGGUUGCUCCGUUACCCUGCGGACAGCGCUGAUAAAGAGUGGAUCGCCAGCCACAACUUGGUGAAUGCUGUUGGCGGGAAAACUUACAUCAUGGUGUUAGAAGACAUUGAAGAGCUGGCAAAAAGCGACGCGUACAAACACAAUUCCUUGCCGAUGCUCGGCGAACUUACGGGCUUCAAAGUCCCUCCGUUCAUGCUCCGGAAAAUAAAGACAUACAUCACUAAAAGAAUCAUGAGCACUGAAAAUGUAGAGAGCCCUCAACCGUCCACUAGUAACCCAGAAGAAGUGAAGCUGGAAGACAUAAAGAUAGAGCCACCGUCUUCGAACUAUGACAGCAAUAAUUUCAACGCCAGUCAGUAUAUCACUAGCUCAGAUGAUACCAGGGACUUCCCCGAAGUACCCAGUCUGAAGGACGAUGGAGAUUUCGCUGAUAUAAAAGUUGAGGACAUUGAUGACAUAAAGGUAGACAACAUAAAGGUUGAGGAUUUGGAUGAGAUAGACAAAGUCGAUGGAAUCAAAGUCGGCGAUUUAGAUGUGAGCGUCAAAAUUGAGAGCAUCGAUGACAUUGAUGGCAUUAAAGUUGAAGAUAUAAAACUGGAGAAUGACGAUGCGUUUUCGCUUUGUAAAGACACUGACGAUGAUCAGAAUCCAUUGAUCGAUGGGCUUGUGGAAGCCGAUAUUGAGUUUUUAAGUAGGAACUUGGGAAAUAUCGAGAGCGAUGCUGACGCUAGGAAGGCUAUUGAGAAACUGACGGGGGCUAAUCCAGAUACCAUUACUUUGGUUGGCGAUGAGUUCGACUUGGGAUCUACACUCAACAAUACAACUUUCACCACCAACCAGACAAAAUGCAUCACAGUGGCUUCGACCACAAGCGGAAUGAUCCACAGCGUGCCUGUGGCCCACAUCGCGCCUCCGCGUAUCACCGGCAGUACUGUGCAUUAUUACACCAGCGCUACUGUGCCACAGACGGGACAGCGGACUAUACACCACUUGCCACAAGCUACAGUUACCAUACAGAGCAUUCCGGGCUCUACGUCCCAGAUGAUACGAGGGAUCCCAAUCAACGCGAAAUCGGGCACGUUCAGCACAGUCAUGUCUCAAGGCACCGCCAGCGCCAUCAUCGGCUUCGGGACCCGCGCCAGCACCGCCACCCUGCUCACAGGCACCCCACAGUACGUCAAUGUCUCCUCCAAGUCCUUCCCCACAGGGAACAUACUACACAACGCGAUCGUCUCCCGCAAUAUUCUAAACCGCACCAACCUCAACACUGUCACCUCAGGCGUAUCGUUCAACGUGACAGCUGUCAGACCAGUCCUCCACACGACCGCCCCCAAAAUAAGCACGGUCGUGACAGCCAGCACCGGCUUUGACAACAUAUCGACGACGAAAGAUAUGAUCGACAACGCGUGCAACUCUUCGGUGAUGCUCAAAAAAGUUCUCACUCUAGGCAGCGCGGGCGCGGCCAAAUCCUUCAUGAUGCAUAACACCCAAAAGGUCCUCUCCACGGGAUUCGCUAACGGCGUCACUCCGCCGCCUAACGUCACGAUCGUGAGCUCUGGAACCAGUGGGGGAAUCAUCAACAAUUCUAUCCACACGUCUAAUAUCGUCAGUCCCACUUCUGGCACUUUGAGCGCUACGCACGCCACUCUCUCUGCGUUACUCUCAUCCGGCGAGGGAAAUCCAUCGCCUAAAAAUUNAAAAAAUUAAUCAACUAGAUUCCUUGUUCAGUAGUAUUACGAGUCAACGUUGAUCUCAUUAUCGAUAGAAUAUUCUUGAAUCUGCCAUUAUCCCUUUCCAAAUAUUAUUCUAGUGUUCUAUGGAAUGUUGUAUUAGUGUCAGAGAAUUUGAUGAUUGAUGUCUAAAAUAUAUCGAGUGAGCUAUAUUAAUAAUUAUAAUCGAUGCGGUAAUUAAAAUUGAAAUAUGCUUGCUUAAUAUGUCGCUCGAAAAAAUCCAAAAAUAACGCAAUUUCUAGUGUUUUACUAAAGUAAAAUCACUUUUAAAAUAUAAUUAUUACUCCUAAAGUCUGUUGUGUAUUAAAUUGUCGUCAAAUAGAACGUUCUUAAGUAUUAAUGUGGCUGUGUUCCUUAGUUAAAACCUUUUAAAAAUAAUUAGUACAAAUAAAUGUUUCAAUGUUUAUAAGUAAUGUUAGAUUGUUUAGACCUAGAAGCGUGAAUUAGCGUAUUUAGAAAGGGCCAGGGCUUUGUAAUUUAUUUUUAUUCCCUAAACAUUUUAGUAGAAUCUCUUCUUUUUACGAGACUGAUUCCUGCUCUCGCUUCUAAUAAGAAAAAUCCCGAGGGAAACUUCAACUAUCAGUCCGUAAUGAAAUCACGUAAUCAGAAGAAAAUAUUCUUCUUAUCUAUUAUUGUAACAGAUAGUGCUUCUUUAUCACAUUUAUAAGACAAGAGAAGCAAAUAUACGUGUCCCUUCAGAAUGAGUGUUUCCAUCUCAUAUUUUUUUC
Messenger RNA from Ostrinia furnacalis (Asian corn borer), 3448 nucleotides. RefSeq lists its product as uncharacterized. Gene Ontology annotation, cellular component: nucleus. Gene Ontology annotation, molecular function: nucleosome binding; DNA binding. NCBI's taxonomy places the organism in Eukaryota, Metazoa, Arthropoda, Insecta, Lepidoptera, Crambidae. The coding region runs from base 187 to 2697 and encodes 836 amino acids. The record is from RefSeq and is a predicted model, not a curated record. The transcript has 9 exons.